Molecule: messenger RNA, 1539 nt
Organism: Planococcus citri (citrus mealybug)
Lineage: Eukaryota; Metazoa; Arthropoda; Insecta; Hemiptera; Pseudococcidae
Exons: 5
Coding region: 196-1536 (446 amino acids)
Source: RefSeq, a predicted model, not a curated record
CGUACUCAUGUCUUUCGCAACAAGCAAUGUUAAUGAUUACAAGACUACGAGUAUACCAACUAAAAUUCAAAUUACAAAACUAUACAAUUUUGAUCAUUUACAAUAUUCAAUACAUUCGAAUACAAGUGGCAUUAUUUCAAGUUCGGCAUCGUUUCAAUAACCGUAUUCUCCGCUUCUUUCCCGAAGACAGACACUAUGAAUUAUCAAACAAAACUUCCAUUCUUCAUUCUACUCGUCUUAAAAGGAAUCCUAUCAGCUCAGCUUUCCUUACCAUCCUUCAAGUACGACAUCUCAACAUCUCUGGCUGAUUGGAUCAGCAAGAUAUUUAAAAGCAGAGAAAAUUUGAAUAUCAAUAGUGCAAUGAAGAAUGCACUCGCAUCAGCCUACAUUAUUGGAGAAUGGGAGUACAAUAUAACUGAAAAAAUGAACCUGGUGGCUCCUUUUCAAUCCCAAAUCAUAUUGUACGAUACAAAUUUUUACACUCAUCCGAAAGAUACAGAAGAAACUAAGCCAUUUACACUGAAAUCGUGGAGAUCGUCCGAUAAUAAAAUUCGUUUAUCGUCUAAAAAAUUCAGAAUUACUGUGGAAGGAGAAAUUCGUGCAGAAAAGAAUCGCUGCCACGCUGGAUACUUUACCACGUUACAUUUCGAAGAUUUCGUAUUGGAUGCGAUUCCAGUAUCUGAUACCCUCUAUGGCGUAGAAUUUUCAACCGAAUUUUCCUACAAUAAAUAUUACGUUUGGAAUCACGGAAGUGAGGCUCACAUAAAAUGGACCAAAAACGACGAUUACCGAGACGACCACAGAAAAAAAUUAACCAAAAUGAUUAUACCCAUACUGCCUUCAAUACUACGCGAAUAUAUGAACGGUAAUCCAAAAUUUUCCGAAGCCUUCGACCAAAUCACCAAAAUCUACAACUAUCUUCCUGGAACUGUCUCAGCUCGCCCGAAUUUCUCAGACCACCGACAUCAGUAUUACUACUUUAUACCACUAAUUCACAUAUAUGGGUUCUGUUUGAGAAACGUCACUAUCCAGGGGUUACUGAAUAUCGAAGUUACAGACGUGGAUACGGAAUCUUAUUUCUUUACCGAUACAAUAUUGAUGAGAAAUGUCACAGGGAAUAUGAUUUUGGAUUACGGUUCUGAGGAAAUGGCACCUUUGGGACUGAAUUUCUUGAUCGAUUACUUAUCGAUUUCUAUUAAAAAUGGUACCGACUUUGUGCACGUGGAAGCGAGAAGUUACUGCGUUAAUCGUACAAAUGGUGACCCAUUAACACAUCGUCAAUCGGCGAGUAUAAUUCGAAGAAUAGAAUGCGCUCUGGCUCCUGCACUGAUGCCAUCAAAACGAGCUUGGAAAACAUGCCACAUGGAAUCUGACAUUGGCCAUAUUGAAAUAACCAAUGCAACUGACUGGGAAACGAUUGUAAGAAAAUAUCAAGAUUGGAUUCCAUUUAACCAAGUCGAUAAUGUUCCGAAGAAAACAGGUUUGAUGCGAAGAAUAUUCCAAGCAGCAGGCGAAUGUCUUAGAUCGCUGCCGUAAUCU